AUGUUCAAAGGUCUCAUUCUUGCUAUUGUUGGUCUUGUUUGUAUCAGUCAAUCAUAAGCAUUAACUCAUUACAAUGUUAAGCAACUUGCCCAUGCUAAAUCACUUUCUAAUGCUAAAGCACAUUCCCAAGCAAAAACAAAAGCAAAAGCUUAACAUCAUGGACAUAUCGAAUAUCAUGGUCAUUAACCGUCCUUAGUCCUUGAUAUUUAGGCAUCAGAGGAACUAUCUGAACUCUGUGCACAAGUUGAAGAGGGUAUCGAAGUUCCUGCAGAUCUUCCAGCAGAUUUAUACGAGGCUUUCCAUGAGUGGGCUAGAGAUAAUCUUGACGAUUUCGACGAGGAACGCCAUACUGCUGGCCAAGUUAUUCUCGAUGCUUGCUAGGAGUUCGGAGAAGCAGUUGAAGAAAGUGAUGAAUCGUGA
This is a messenger RNA of Stylonychia lemnae, 420 nucleotides long. The record is from the annotation of a GenBank genome assembly. Lineage: Eukaryota; Ciliophora; Spirotrichea; Sporadotrichida; Oxytrichidae.